This is a messenger RNA of Toxotes jaculatrix (banded archerfish), 3300 nucleotides long. It is a transcript of the gene msantd2, whose product is annotated as myb/SANT-like DNA-binding domain-containing protein 2. The record is from RefSeq and is a predicted model, not a curated record. The transcript has 4 exons. The coding region runs from base 16 to 1689 and encodes 557 amino acids. NCBI's taxonomy places the organism in Eukaryota, Metazoa, Chordata, Actinopteri, Toxotidae.
AGCAACAGAGGCAACAUGGCGGCGUCCAGUAACGCGGAGCAUUCUCCAGAGAUAUCGACGCCGUUAAAGAUACCGAAAACCGAGGUGCCAUCCCCCGAGUCGGAGGAUUUGAGUGACAGUAAUCAAUACCACUCCAAUCCCUCGACACCUAACCGCUUCUCGCCUUUGAACGUGGGCUCAGGGACCGCGGGCCGGACGGCGGCCUCAUCCUCCUCCAACAGCUUCACCGCUUGCCGGGGGAUGUCGUGGACCCCGUCGGAGACAAACGCCCUCAUCGCGGUCUGGGGCAACGAGAGGCUGACGGAGGCGAGGAUGCAGCAGCUGGAGGUCGCGGGGACCGUGUUCUCCGGUAAGGCCCCCGGUCCUGCCAUGUACGAGCGGGUGUCCAGAGCCCUGUCGGAGCUGGGAUACGAGAGGACCCCCUCCCAGUGCAGGGAGAGGAUGAAGACGCUCCGGCGCUGUUACAGCCGUGUCAAGGAGCAUGGCAUCGGUAAAAGGAAGAGCAGCUACACUAUAGAGCAGCUGGAGAAGGUGUUUGGUCAGGGAGGCUGGGACUCCCAGAGCUGUGCCCCAGUGCUGAUCAACAGCAGCGGGCUGUAUCAGGAGAUGGAGUCUGAUGGCAGCACCCUGGAAGACUUCUCCCAGGAGGACUGGUGCAACCAGGUGCUGGACUCGGCUUUCCAGGAGGGAGACAUGGAGACUGAAGAAAUCCAGGUGCCUAAAAACAGAGCUCUACAGAUUCAAGCAGAGCUGUCAGAACAAACCCAGAAAAGGGACAUGAUGCAGACUGUGAUGCGUAUCCUUGAGUCAGUGGAGCUGAAAUGGGAACAUUUCCAAACAUGGACUGAGUUUUCACGGCUGCACCUCUCCAACAAACUGGCCAUCUUUGGCGUGGGCUACAACACGCGCUGGCGCGAAGACGUGCGUUACCACUAUGCUGAAAUCAGCUCGCAGGUGCCGCUGGGCAAGAGGCUUCGCGAGUACUUCAACCCAGAGAAGCCCGAGGGCCGUAUCAUCAUGACCAAAGUUCAAAAGAUGAACUGGAAGAAUGUCUACUACAAGUUCCUGGACAUUACUAUCAGCGAGGCGCGCUGCCUGGAGCUGCACAUGGAGGUGGACUGGACCCCCGUAUCCCAGUCCAAGACAGCAAGCUGCAGCAAAGGCACAUCCCACUACCUCCUUCCUGGGGACAUCCCCAAGGCGUAUGGACUCUAUGCUGUUGGCUAUGAGGCUGUGUCGCCCUCUAACGACACCACUCAGACCUCUCCCCAGGGCGACAGUGAAGACCAUAGCUUACCUCAGAGCGAGUCAGAAAAUGCAACUCAGAGUCAGGCUGAUGGAGAAGGAGCAGGGCAGGGUGACAGGACUGGGGCUAAAGUCACUUACUGCUACUUAGGCAUAGCUGAGGAUAGGACCAUACAGCAGUGUCUCUUCCAGCACUUUCAGGGUUCUGGCAAACACUAUGUCCACGGUGAACCGUCCGCUGUGACGCGUUUCCUGCAGGAGAACUGCCGCGGUGGCGUCACAUGUCAGGAUGGUGAGGGAGGUGGAAACUCAUCUCAACGUUUUGCCAUUUACAUAAAAUUCAUUGAGGUGGAGCUGGACUUCCUCUCUGCAGGGUCCCUGGUGGAGUGCCUCGAAACCGCUGUGGGUUAUUCCUUGAAAUACAACAACAAAGAAACAUCAUAACUACGCACCACACUACAGUGUUAAUGAUUUGUAUUCACAGACAUAAUUACCAAGUGUUACAGCCAGUAAGGCAACAAGAAAGGUGACCAGUUCUGUUACAAAGCAUGGAUGUGUGCAAGACUCCAGCAUAUUUUUGCAGUCUUUUCAGCUCCUUCGAUCUGACGUUUCAUUAGAUCCUUCUUAAGUCUAAAAAGAAUGACAGUGCACAAUAUGUCAAUUAUAUUGUGUGGAAACAUGGGAAAAGUAGCUUAACUCUUACAGAACUGCAACAUCCGAGAGAUAUGUACUUGUUAUUUUUAGGCUAAUGUGCACUACGAAGGUUUCUGCUGCUUGUUUAGUGUAGAUAAAUAUUGCCUCAUCAGGGAGCAUGGGGUUGGCAAGGUGACUACUGCAGUAUGCGUCUGUCUACCUCAGUAGGAUGUAGCAAACAAGGCAGCGAGGGGACCAUAGUGUGUAUUUAUUCUGAAACUGCCUUUACUUUGACUGUUGAGGUCUGGACCUGAAUUCGCAGAGCAUCUAAGAGUAACGGUUGAUUUAUGUCUGGUGGUUUGCACGUGUAACUGGGCCGCAGCUAGAGAUGCCUCUUUGCAAUUUAAGGGACAAAAAGCAAAGAAUCAGAAUGGGUCAGUGUGGAUACCUGUUUGUGCAGCAGUGUGAACAUUGGAUGCACUCUGUAACUCUGACCAGCACCGGACACGGUUUGUGCCAGAUGGGUGUGAUUUUCUCUCCAUUUCUGCUCAGCACAUGAAACAACACACGCUGCUUUAGCCAACCCAUGCAUGAUCUCUUCUAACUCUAAUACACAUUCUAAUGCUUGACUAUGUUGGUAAUGUUCAGAGUUUCUUUUUUCUCCUGCACAAACAAAAUCUGCUGUAUACAACACUGAAUUUUGACUUUGUUAAAUAUUCUGAAGUACAGCCAGAUCAGUAAGGAUAUAAUUAAUCUGCUAUUUAUGUGGUUUUGGUGUCACGCUAUCAGCCAAAAUAAGAAAUCCCUGCUAAUACACUGGAGAGUAAAUAUACUAUAAAUAUAUAAAUUGGUGGCCUGUACUUUGGAGCAUCUCUAGCUGCAGUUGUGAGGUUGUGUGUGUAUCAAUAUAUAGCUGUGCUUAUGAAUUACCAGCACCUCCCAGAUACACUGGUAUUUCAAAUGCACCCGUCUCGCAGAUGACACAGAAUCAGCAGGCGUUUGUCUUAAUCUGCUUACGUGCAGGUGUAAACCAGGCCUAAGAGCACUGAUCUACGACUUCUAGUCAGGUUCAGACUAUAAGCUGCAGAGGCGGACUUACUUUUGACCAAUAAUCAAACAUGAUUCCUGAGGUUAUGUGCAAUGUGCCAGGAAAGACUGUGUAGAGAAAAAUCAAACAAUGGAGAAGUCCAUAUUGAAUCUAUGUAUAUGAAAUCUACCUUAUAUAUCUAAAAUAUAUAUAUUUAAGAAUAUCAAUGUUCUCGAGCAUUCCGGCUUUUGCAAACUUGCAAUGUUCAUUUGUUUGGGUAUAUACAGUAUAUAAAGAUAAAUAUGAUAUUUUCUAUUUUAUUGGUUGACACAAUGUCUUGUAUGUGUCUGUUUUGAAGUCACCGUCUUGUAUGUUUACAUGUUUGAGAAACAAUA